This is a messenger RNA of Stegastes partitus (bicolor damselfish), 5694 nucleotides long. It is a transcript of the gene rptor, whose product is annotated as regulatory associated protein of MTOR, complex 1. Bases 90 to 3620 code for a protein of 1176 amino acids. The record is from RefSeq and is a predicted model, not a curated record. Lineage: Eukaryota; Metazoa; Chordata; Actinopteri; Pomacentridae. Gene Ontology annotation, molecular function: protein-macromolecule adaptor activity; protein binding. Gene Ontology annotation, cellular component: TORC1 complex; cytoplasm. Gene Ontology annotation, biological process: positive regulation of cell growth; regulation of autophagy; TORC1 signaling. The transcript has 31 exons.
GGAUCGUGUGCGCGACCGUGUCUGUCAUCGUCCGGAGACGGAGAGCCUCCCCAGCCCGGGUCGACCAUCCCACCGCACCGAGGGCUCUAAUGAAAAUGGACUCAGACUUGCUCCACUCGCCGGCCGUGGGCCUCGCCGAGGAAGAGGAGGCCGACAUGAACGACUGGAAGCUUCCCCUGGCCUUCAUGAAGAAGAGGCACUCGGAGAAGAUCGAGGGCUCCAAGGCCUUGGCGCAGAGCUGGAGGAUGAAGGACAGGAUGAAGACGGUGAGCGUCGCCCUGGUGUUGUGCCUCAACGUGGGAGUCGACCCCCCGGACGUGGUCAAGACGUCGCCCUGCGCCCGACUCGAGUGUUGGAUCGAUCCUCUGUCCAUGAGUCCACAGAAGGCCCUGGAGACCAUCGGGGCAAACCUGCAGAAGCAGUACGAGAACUGGCAGCCCAGGGCGCGCUACAAGCAGAGCCUGGACCCCACGGUGGACGAGGUGAAGAAGCUCUGCACGUCGCUGAGACGCAACGCCAAAGAGGAGCGAGUCCUCUUCCACUACAACGGCCACGGCGUGCCGCGGCCCACCGUCAACGGCGAGAUCUGGGUCUUCAACAAGAACUACACCCAGUACAUCCCGCUGUCCAUCUACGACCUGCAGACGUGGAUGGGGAGUCCGUCCAUCUUCGUGUACGACUGCUCCAACGCGGGAAUCAUCGUCAAGUCCUUCAAGCAGUUCGCCCUGCAGAGGGAGCAGGAGCUGGAGGUGGCGGCCAUCAAUCCCAGCCACCCUCUGGCCCAGAUGCCGCUGCCUCCCUCCAUGAAGAACUGCAUCCAGCUGGCGGCCUGCGAGGCCAGCGAGCUGCUGCCAAUGAACCCGGACCUCCCGGCGGACCUGUUCACCUCCUGCCUCACCACGCCCAUCAAGAUCGCCCUGCGAUGGUUUUGUAUGCAGAAGAGCGCCAAGCUGGUGCCGGGGGUGACGUUAGACCUCAUCGAGAAGAUCCCCGGCAGGCUCAACGACAGACGGACGCCCCUCGGAGAGCUCAACUGGAUCUUCACCGCCAUCACCGACACCAUCGCCUGGAACGUGCUGCCCAGAGAUCUGUUCCAGAAGCUGUUCCGUCAGGACCUGCUGGUGGCCAGCUUGUUCCGUAACUUCCUGCUGGCCGAGAGGAUCAUGCGGUCGUACAACUGCACGCCGGUCAGCAGCCCGCGCCUGCCGCCGACGUACAUGCACGCCAUGUGGCAGGCGUGGGACCUGGCCGUGGACAUCUGCCUCUCUCAGCUGCCCACCAUCAUCGAGGAGGGCACCGCCUUCAGACACAGUCCUUUCUUCGCCGAGCAGCUGACGGCGUUCCAGGUGUGGCUGACGAUGGGCGUGGAGAACAGGAACCCCCCCGAGCAGCUGCCCAUCGUCCUGCAGGUGCUGCUCAGCCAGGUGCACCGGCUACGGGCGCUGGACCUGCUCGGACGCUUCCUGGACCUGGGCCCGUGGGCCGUCAGCCUGGCUCUUUCCGUAGGAAUCUUCCCGUACGUCCUGAAGCUGCUGCAGAGUUCAGCCCGAGAGCUUCGGCCGCUGCUGGUCUUCAUCUGGGCCAAGAUCCUCGCCGUGGACAGCGAGCUCGUGGUGGCUCUGAGUCACCUGGUGGUUCAGUACGAGAGCAACUUCUGCACAGUCGCCCUCCAGUUCAUAGAAGAGGAGAAGAACUACUCGGUGCCGUCGCCGGCCAACACUGCAGAACCCGGUAACUUGACUCCGGUGAGGGACAGCCCGGCCAUCCCUCGGCUCCGAUCCGUCAACUCCUACACCAACAUCCGAGCCGCUACGACCGCAAGGAACCUGAACAAAAGCCUGCAGAACCUCAACCUCAACGAAGAAGGUGGACCGGCGGCCUUCUCUCCGGGCAACUUGAGCACCAGCAGCAGCGCCAGCAGCACCUUGGGGAGCCCCGACAACGACGAGUACAUCCUGUCCUUCGAGACCAUCGACAAGAUGCGACGGGUUUCCUCGUACUCGUCCCUCAACUCCCUCAUAGGUGUUUCCUUCAACAGCGUUUACACUCAGAUCUGGAGAGUUCUGCUGCACCUGGCCGCAGAUCCGUUUCCUGAAGUGUCCGACUUGGCCAUGAAGGUCCUCAACAGCAUCGCGUACAAAGCGACCAUGAACGCCAGACCUCAGAGGAUCCUGGACUCGGGAUCGCUCACGCAGUCGGCGCCGGCCAGCCCCACCAGCAAGGGCACGCACAUCCACCAGGCCGGCGGUUCUCCUCCCAUGCCCAGCACCAGCAGCUCCAGCCUGACCAACGACGUUCCCAAACCGCCCACCAGAGAGCAGCCGGCCUCGCGGCCUCCGUACACCCCGACCCUGGGAGGACAGGCGCCCCACUCCCACCAGUUCCCCCGAACCCGCAAGAUGUUCGACAAGGGCCCGGAGCAGGCGGCCGAGGACGGCGACGAGCCCGGCGCUCACAGGAACUACAUCAGCGCCGCGCUGCAGACGGGCCUCUGCGACUGGAGCGCCAAGUACUUCGCUCAGCCCGUCAUGAAGAUCCCGGAGGAGCACGACCUGGAGAGCCAGGUGAGGAUGGAGCGGCAGUGGAGGUUUCUGAGGAACGCUCGCGUGAGACGGCAGAGUCGGAGCAUCACGCAGAGAGGUGUCUCCCGUCUGGACGACCAGAUCUUCAUCAACCGAAACCCCGGAGUGCCGUCCGUCGUCAAGUUCCACCCGUUCAACACCUGCAUCGCCGUGGCCGACAAGGACAGCAUCUGCUUCUGGGACUGGGAGAAGGGCGAGCGGCUGGACUACUUCUACAACGGCAACCCCCGCUACACCCGCAUCACCUCCAUGGAGUACCUGAACGGACACGACUGCUCGCUGCUGCUCACCGCCACAGAUGACGGAGCGCUGCGGAUCUGGAAGAACUUCGCCGACCAGAAGAACCCGGAGAUGGUGACGGCGUGGCAGGGCCUGUCCGACAUGCUGCCCACCACCCGAGGAGCCGGGAUGGUGGUGGACUGGGAGCAGGAGACCGGACUCCUCAUGACCUCCGGAGACGUUCGGGUCAUCAGGAUCUGGGACACCGACCGAGAGAUGAAGGUCCAGGACAUCCCGACCGGAGCCGACAGCUGCGUGACCAGCUUGUCCUGCGACUCCCAGCGCUCGCUCAUCGUGGCCGGCCUCGGCGACGGAUCGGUCCGCGUCUUCGACCGCCGGAUGGGCCCCAACGAAUGUCGCGUGAUGACCUACAGGGAGCACGGCGCCUGGGUGGUCAAAGCUCACCUCCAGAAGGAGACGGACGGACACAUCAUCAGCGUCAGCGUCAACGGAGACGUGCGGUUCUUCGAGCCGCGGACGCCGGACUCCGUCAACGUGCUGCAGACGGUCAAAGGCCUGACGGCGCUGGACAUCCACCCGCAGGCCAACCUGUUCGCCUGCGGAUCCAUGAACCAGUUCAUCGCCGUCUACAACGCCAACGGCGACGUCAUCAGCAACAUAAAGUACUACGACGGCUUCAUGGGCCAGCGGAUCGGCGCCAUCAGCUGUUUAGCCUUCCAUCCUCACUGGCCUCACCUGGCGGUCGGCAGCAACGACUACUACAUGUCCAUCUAUUCAGCAGAGAAGAGGCUCAGAUAACACACCAGCAUCCAUCACCUCCUCCUCCUCCUCCUCCUCCUCCUCCUCCAGCCCCACCAACACUUCUGACCCUGAGCCUCGAGCACCGGGAUGUAAAUGAUGUUUUUUUUGUUGUACAUAUGCAAUUACCACCCUGAAUGUUCUAGUGAUGGCUGCUGACAAAAACUCUGCUACGAACGACUCUAUAUAUAUAUAUACAUACAUAUAUAUAUAUAUAUAUAAUAUUAUCAUUGUUUAUUCAUAUUCUUAUUAUGAAGCUAAUGAUUGUAGACUUGGCUGUGCUGAGAAGUGUGUAUAUUUAAAUAUCAUAUACAGAAGAAGAAGAAGAGAGGUUCUAUUUUAAAGACCCACCGAUCGCCGGGGCUUCCCCGCGGCGAGCAUCACUACCUGAACCAGAUGUGACCAGAUGUGGCGAGAGACGGACUGUGGCCACCCACGAGGACAGAACACAAAAACAAACAAACAAACAAAAAAAAACAAACCACUGUUGAAACACAUUCACUGGUGCAGGAAACACAGACUUCACCUCUCCGCUGGACCCCCGGUGUGUUCGGAAAGUUCCUCGUGACGGCCGUUACCGCGCCCAGAGACGGCGGACUGUGCUUGUUGUUGCCUGAAAUCAGUGAUGAAGCUUUUGUUUUUUCUUUUUUUUUUUUUUCGUGUGUAUAACUGGAUUAUAGCACAGAUGUUCCCCCACGGCGGGCCUCCGCAGCCUUGGACCGAACCGAUGCCCAAAAACAGACACCUGCUCUUGCCUCCUCUCUCGCUUCCCUGAACCCGGCGUGCCAAACGUGAUCAUGAUUUCCCCGCAAGGCCUCUUAUUUGUUGUGGCUCCGAGGGGCGUUUCUGUUGAUUUGUUUUUUUUGGGGGGGAAACCUGCAUCGCCAGAGACCUGCCUACCUGCCCUGCAAAGCAAUAAGAUCCAGCAUCGAGCUCCUCCCGGCGCUUCCGUUAGAAGACGAUAGCAGCAUCACAGCAAUACUGACACGUACAUCCACUGCAGCGCGACCCGUCUGAGUGGUUUUACCCCGAUCAGCGACAGAGCUGCUGAUCAAUCACCUGUUUGCUCGUUUUCUUAUCAUCUUCGUAAAAAGAAGCUUAUUCACCGCAGCUUCAAACCCCUCCUUAGCAAGGUUUCCGUUGAGUUUUUAGUUCGGUUUUAUCGUCCGACUUGUUUCUUCUGGAGCCGGAGGCGUGAAGUGCGUCGCAUGUCGAGGGACGAAGUGUCGGGUUUCAGUCCUCGCUCAGGUAUUUCGUGAGCUGCCUCCAAAAUAAAAAGCCCGCCUCCCUCCAGAGAUCGUGUAAAUUAUUGCCGUGUUUGUCGUCGCGGUGCCGUUUGUUGAAGGCGCCUCUUUAAGUAGAAGGAAAGUUUUGAAUUUUUUGUGUAUUUCUUUUGUCCAGUAUCACCAACGACGUGCCUCCUCUCUGAGGCUGCUGCUUUGCCUUCUUAGCUCUUUUUUUUUUCUUAAAUACUUUUUCUGUUGUUGUAUUUUUAUGUUUUUAAUUCUUCAUGUAUUUUGUUUGCCUUUGGCCUCAGUGAUGUGGAAGGAAAAGACAGCUUUUCACGAUCAUGCCGCACUUUUUUCCUGCUAUGUCUUUUCCCGCCAUUUUUUUCCCGCCGUUUCUUCUCCCGCCAUUUCUUCUCCCGCCAAGCCCUCCUCGCCCCUCAGCCGUCACAAGCUUCGCUUUUAUCCCGCCGAAACUGAACAUAAACUGGGUAAACACACACCGUGCAGCCUGUAUAACCGGUCACCACAUCCGUUCCCACCGUCACUGAGCUCUCCGUGGUUUAUCGCGGGGCCUUGAACGCCUCGCCGGCUCGGCCUAAAAACGUGCUUUUUUUUUUCUUUUCUUUUUUUUUUUGGCACCCUGAGCUCAGAACCACCUUCAUCUCUAAGUAUCCUGCUUUGAGUUUUAAGAUUUUUAGAUCUGGAGAAAAAGACUUUAACACAGUAGUAAGAAAGGAAAAAAAAAAAACAAUCAGAUUUGUCUCUGUGACUGUAGACUGCUUUGCUGGCUGUGGUUUAUAAGACAGGAGACGAAAUCAGUGAAAUAAACCAAAUACAACACCGGA